CUGUUUUCUUAGUGGAUGAGAUUCGGUCAAGGCUUGUUUGCUGAAUUUGCCAUUAUGGAAACAAACUGUUCAAAGGAGGAAGCAUCCAAGAGUCCAGAAGCAUGCACGGCUUUAUGUGGGGAUCAGGCUCGGUAUGGGUUCUGUGAGUCCUCUAACAUCAGAGCUCCAGAAAAAGGGCUUGUAUGUGCAGAUGUGGAGUGUAAAGUUUAUGAAGCUCAGAAAUUAACUGAUCCAAUACAACACCCCGCUCAGUCAAAGAGAGACUGUAAAUUCCAUGGGCUUCCACCCUACUGCCAACCAGAACAUCAACCAGGGCAUGAACACCCCCAUCGCCCGGGACAUGCAGGCCGUGACCAUGAAGACAAAACAUCUGACCAAAGGGGCCGUCCAGAACAUGCAGGCCGUGACCACGAAGAUAAAAUGGGCCCUUACCAAAGGGGCCGUCCAGGACAUGCAGGCCAUGGCCACAAAGACAAAACAUCUGACCAAAGGGGCCGUCCAGGAUAUGCAGGCCAUGGCCACAAAGACAAAACAUCUGACCAAAGGGGCCGUCCAGGACAUGCAGGCCAUGGCCACAAAGACAAAACAUCUGACCAAAGGGGCCGUCCAGGAUAUGCAGGCCAUGGCCACAAAGACAAAACAUCUGACCAAAGGGGCCGUCCAGGACAUGCAGGCCGUGACCACAAAGACAAAACAUCUGACCAAAGGGGCCGUCCAGGACAUGCAGGCCAUGGCCACAAAGACAAAACAUCUGACCAAAGGGGCCGUCCAGGACAUGCAGGCCGUGACCACGAACACAAAACAUCUGACCAAAGGGGCCAUCCAGGACAUGCAGGCCAUGGCCACAAAGACAAAACAUCUGACCAAAGGGGCCGUCCAGGACAUGCAGGCCGUGACCACAAAGACAAAACAUCUGACCAAAGGGGCCGUCCAGGACAUGCAGGCCGUGACCACAAAGACAAAACAUCUGACCAAAGGGGCCGUCCAGGACAUGCAGGCCGUGACCCCAAAGACAAAACAUCUGACCAAAGGGGCCGUCCAGGACAUGCAGGCCAUGGCCACAAAGACAAAACAUCUGACCAAAGGGGCCGUCCAGGACAUGCAGGCCGUGACCACGAACACAAAACAUCUGACCAAAGGGGCCAUCCAGGACAUGCAGGCCAUGGCCACAAAGACAAAACAUCUGACCAAAGGGGCCGUCCAGGACAUGCAGGCCGUGACCACGAACACAAAACAUCUGACCAAAGGGGCCAUCCAGGACAUGCAGGCCAUGGCCACAAAGACAAAACAUCUGACCAAAGGGGCCGUCCAGGACAUGCAGGCCAUGGCCACAAAGACAAAACAUCUGACCAAAGGGGCCAUCCAGGACAUGCAGGCCAUGGCCACAAAGACAAAACAUCUGACCAAAGGGGCCGUCCAGGACAUGCAGGCCAUGGCCACAAAAACAAAACAUCUGACCAAAGGGGCCAUCCAGGACAUGCAGGCCAUGGCCACAAAGACAAAACAUCUGACCAAAGGGGCCGUCCAGGACAUGCAGGCCGUGACCACAAAGACAAAACAUCUGACCAAAGGGGCCGUCCAGGACAUGCAGGCCAUGGCCACAAAGACAAAACAUCUGACCAAAGGGGCCGUCCAGGACAUGCAGGCCGUGACCACAAAAACAAAACAUCUGACCAAAGGGGCCAUCCAGGACAUGCAGGCCAUGGCCACAAAGACAAAACAUCUGACCAAAGGGGCCGUCCAGGACAUGCAGGCCAUGGCCACAAAGACAAAACAUCUGACCAAAGGGGCCGUCCAGGACAUGCAGGCCGUGACCACGAACACAAAACAUCUGACCAAAGGGGCCAUCCAGGACAUGCAGGCCAUGGCCACAAAGACAAAACAUCUGACCAAAGGGGCCAUCCAGGACAUGCAGGCCAUGGCCACAAAGACAAAACAUCUGACCAAAGGGGCCGUCCAGGACAUGCAGGCCAUGGCCACAAAGACAAAACAUCUGACCAAAGGGGCCGUCCAGGACAUGCAGGCCGUGACCACAAAAACAAAACAUCUGACCAAAGGGGCCAUCCAGGACAUGCAGGCCAUGGCCACAAAAACAAAACAUCUGACCAAAGGGGCCAUCCAGGGCAUGCAGGCCAUGGCCACAAAAACAAAACAUCUGACCAAAGGGGCCAUCCAGGACAUGCAGGCCAUGGCCACAAAGACAAAACAUCUGACCAAAGGGGCCGUCCAGGACAUGCAGGCCAUGGCCACAAAAACAAAACAUCUGACCAAAGGGGCCAUCCAGGACAUGCAGGCCAUGGCCACAAAGACAAAACAUCUGACCAAAGGGGCCGUCCAGGACAUGCAGGCCGUGACCACAAAGACAAAACAUCUGACCAAAGGGGCCGUCCAGGACAUGCAGGCCAUGGCCACAAAGACAAAACAUCUGACCAAAGGGGCCGUCCAGGACAUGCAGGCCAUGGCCACAAAGACAAAACAUCUGACCAAAGGGGCCGUCCAGGACAUGCAGACCGUGACCACAAAAACAAAACAUCUGACCAAAGGGGCCAUCCAGGACAUGCAGGCCAUGGCCACAAAGACAAAACAUCUGACCAAAGGGGCCGUCCAGGACAUGCAGGCCAUGGCCACAAAGACAAAACAUCUGACCAAAGGGGCCGUCCAGGACAUGCAGGCCGUGACCACGAACACAAAACAUCUGACCAAAGGGGCCAUCCAGGACAUGCAGGCCAUGGCCACAAAGACAAAACAUCUGACCAAAGGGGCCGUCCAGGACAUGCAGGCCGUGACCACAAAAACAAAACAUCUGACCAAAGGGGCUAUCCAGGACAUGCAGGCCAUGGCCACAAAAACAAAACAUCUGACCAAAGGGGCCAUCCAGGGCAUGCAGGCCAUGGCCACAAAAACAAAACAUCUGACCAAAGGGGCCAUCCAGGACAUGCAGGCCAUGGCCACAAAGACAAAACAUCUGACCAAAGGGGCCGUCCAGGACAUGCAGGCCAUGGCCACAAAAACAAAACAUCUGACCAAAGGGGCCAUCCAGGACAUGCAGGCCAUGGCCACAAAGACAAAACAUCUGACCAAAGGGGCCGUCCAGGACAUGCAGGCCGUGACCACAAAGACAAAACAUCUGACCAAAGGGGCCGUCCAGGACAUGCAGGCCAUGGCCACAAAGACAAAACAUCUGACCAAAGGGGCCGUCCAGGACAUGCAGGCCGUGACCACGAACACAAAACAUCUGACCAAAGGGGCCAUCCAGGACAUGCAGGCCAUGGCCACAAAGACAAAACAUCUGACCAAAGGGGCCAUCCAGGACAUGCAGGCCAUGGCCACAAAGACAAAACAUCUGACCAAAGGGGCCGUCCAGAACAUCCAUACUGUCCAAAAGGCCCUUCAGGGUUUCCAGAAUUAGCAUCUGAGGGACAUCAUGAAUUCCCAUGCCAUGGCUUUGUAAAAGUCCCCUCAUCUGUUUAUCCAAUCUGCCCCUUCCCUCCACCAUGUAUCUGCUAGGGCCCUCCAGACCUUGUACCUAAUCCUUCUAUUCCUUCUCCUCCUCCUCUGUAACUAACCACUAAAAUCUGCUGAGGAACAUCCAGAUGUUCUCCCAGGUUGCAGGGUUUGAAAGGGAAAUAACUAAACAACAGAAGAGUGUAAAUGUCUCCAGUCCAAUAAAUAAUCUUUACUGA
This is a messenger RNA of Pimephales promelas (fathead minnow), 3683 nucleotides long. Lineage: Eukaryota; Metazoa; Chordata; Actinopteri; Cypriniformes; Leuciscidae. The record is from RefSeq and is a predicted model, not a curated record.